GCCGCUCGGCCGCGUGCAGUGAGCCGCGCGCGGGACCUGGGGGCGGGGAUCACACGCAGCGGUUGCAGGGGUGCAAGCCCGGCGCGGGAGGGGGCGCGCUUUCUCCCUGCGGGUCUCAGUAAUGAGGAGACUGAGUUUGUGGUGGCUGCUGAGCAGGGUCUGUCUGCUGCUGCCGCCGCCCUGCGCGUUGGUGCUGGCCGGGGUGCCCGUCUCCUCCUCGCACCCGCAGCCCUGCCAGAUCCUGAAGCGCAUCGGCCACGCGGUGAGGGUGGGCGCGGUGCACCUGCAGCCCUGGACCCCGGCGCCCCCCGGCGCUCCGGACACCCACCCGGCCGGAGCCCAGCGCGAUGAGCCCGCCCCUGGCACCUGGCGACCCCCUGCGCCCUCUCCGGGCGCCCGGUGGCUGGGGAGCGCCCUCCCUGGCAGGGGGGCGCCGGGCUCUCGGAAGUCGGGGCAGGGCCCCGGGUCCGAGACCCUGUGGCCCAGGGACGCCCUGCUCCUCGCCGUGGACAACCUGAACCGCGUGGAAGGACUGCUGCCCUACAACCUGUCUUUGGAAGUCGUGAUGGCCAUCGAGGCGGGCCUGGGCGACCUGCCCCUCCUGCCCUUCUCGCCGAGCGCCCAGUGGAGCAGUGACCCUUUCUCCUUCCUGCAGAGUGUGUGUCACACCGUGGUGGUGCAGGGGGUGUCCGCCUUGCUCGCCUUCCCCCAGAGCCAGGGCGAGAUGAUGGAGCUGGACUUGGUCAGCUCGGUCCUGCACAUCCCAGCCAUCAGCAUCGUGCGCUCAGAGUUUCCCCGGGAGAGUCAGAAUCCCCUUCACCUACAACUGAGUUUAGAAAAUUCCUUAAGUUCUGAUGCUGAUGUGACUGUCUCCAUUCUGACUAUGAACAACUGGUACAAUUUUAGCUUGCUGCUGUGUCGGGAGGACGGGAACGUCAGCGACUUCCUCCUCCUCACCCAGAAUAACUCCAAGUUCCAGCUUGGUUCAAUCAUCAACAUCACCGCCAACCUCUCUUCCACGGACGAGCUCUUGCGCUUUCUCCAGGUCCAGCUGGAGAACAUUAAGAACAGUACUUCCACAGUGGUCCUGUUCAGCUGCAACAUGGAAAGUAUCCGGCGGGUUUUUGAAAUUACCACUCAGUUUGGAGGAGUUCCUCCUGAGCUUCAUUGGGUAUUGGGGGAUUCCCAGAAUGUAGAGGAACUGAGGACGGAGGGUCUGCCCUUAGGACUCAUUGCCCAUGGGAAAACGACACAGUCUGUCUUUGAGUACUACGUACAAGAUGCCAUGGAACUUGUCGCAAGAGCUGUCGCCACAGCCACCAUGAUACAGCCAGAACUUGCUCUCAUUCCCAGCACGAUGAACUGCAUGGAUGUGGAGAUUACAAAUCUCACUUCAGGACAGUAUUUAUCAAGGUUUCUAGCUAACACCACUUUUAGAGGCCUCAGUGGUUCCAUCAGAGUUAAAGGUUCCACUAUUGUCAGCUCGGAAAACAACUUUUUCAUUUGGAACCUACAGCAUGACCCCAUGGGAAAGCCGAUGUGGACCCGUUUGGGCAGCUGGCAGGGGGGUAAGAUUGUCAUGGACUAUGGAAUAUGGCCAGAGCAGGCCCAGAGGCACAAAUCCCACUUUCAUCACCCAAAUAAACUCCACCUGAGGGUGGUUACCCUCAUUGAGCAUCCGUUUGUCUUCACACGGGAAGUAGAUGAUGAAGGAUUAUGUCCUGCUGGGCAACUCUGUCUAGACCCGAUGACUAAUGACUCUUCCAUACUGGACAGCCUUUUUAGCAGCCUCCACAGCAUUAACGAUACAGUCCCCAUCACAUUCAAGAAGUGCUGCUACGGGUAUUGCAUUGACCUGCUGGAAAAGCUAGCCGAAGACAUGAACUUUGACUUUGACCUCUAUAUUGUUGGGGAUGGAAAGUAUGGAGCUUGGAAAAAUGGGCACUGGACUGGACUGGUAGGAGACCUUCUGAGUGGCUCAGCCCACCUGGCAGUCACAUCCUUCAGCAUUAAUACUGCUCGAAGCCAGGUCAUAGACUUCACCAGUCCUUUCUUCUCCACCAGCUUGGGCAUCUUAGUGAGGACCCGAGACACGGCAGCUCCGAUUGGAGCCUUCAUGUGGCCACUCCAUUGGACGAUGUGGCUGGGGAUUUUCGUGGCUCUGCACAUCACUGCCAUUGUCCUCACGCUGUAUGAAUGGAAGAGCCCAUUUGGUAUGACGCCCAAGGGACGGAAUCGAAGCAAAGUCUUCUCCUUCUCUUCAGCUCUGAAUGUCUGUUAUGCCCUUUUAUUUGGUCGAACAGCGGCCAUCAAGCCCCCAAAGUGCUGGACUGGAAGGUUUCUAAUGAAUCUUUGGGCCAUCUUCUGUAUGUUCUGCCUGUCUACGUACACAGCUAACCUGGCUGCCGUCAUGGUAGGUGAGAAGAUCUAUGAAGAACUUUCUGGAAUACAUGACCCUAAGCUCCAUCAUCCCUCCCAAGGCUUCCGGUUUGGAACUGUCCGGGAAAGCAGUGCUGAAGAUUAUGUGAGGCAGAGUUUCCCGGAGAUGCAUGAGUAUAUGAGAAGGUACAAUGUACCAGCCACCCCCGACGGAGUGGACUAUCUGAAGAAUGAUCCAGAGAAACUAGACGCCUUUAUCAUGGACAAAGCUCUUCUGGAUUAUGAAGUGUCCAUAGAUGCUGACUGCAAGCUUCUAACAGUGGGGAAGCCGUUUGCCAUUGAAGGAUAUGGCAUUGGUCUCCCACCCAACUCUCCACUGACCUCCAAUAUUUCUGAGCUUAUCAGCCAGUACAAGUCACACGGAUUCAUGGAUGUGUUGCAUGACAAGUGGUACAAGAUGGUUCCCUGUGGCAAGAGAAGUUUCGCUGUCACCGAGACUUUGCAAAUGGGUAUCAAGCACUUCUCUGGCCUCUUCGUGCUGCUGUGCAUCGGAUUUGGUCUGUCCAUCUUGACCACCGUUGGUGAGCACAUAGUGUACAGGCUGCUGCUACCCCGAAUCAAGAACAAAUCCAGGCUGCAGUACUGGCUCCACACCAGUCAGAGAUUACACAGAGCACUGAAUGUAGAAGAAAAGCAGCAACAUUUCAAGACGAAGCGUGUGGAAAAGAGGUCCAAUGUGGGACCCUGCCAGCUCACCGUGUGGAACACUUCCAAUCUGAGUCAUGAAAACCAACAAAAAUACAUCUUCAGUGAUGAGGGAGGACCAACCCAGCUGGGCAUCAGGACCCACCAGGACAUCCCUCUCCCUCCCAGAAGAAGAGAGCUCCCUGCCUCGCUGACCACCAAUGGGAAAGCAGAUUCCCUUAAUGGCGCUCGGAACUCGGUGAUGCAGGAGCUCUCGGAGCUGGAGAAGCAGAUCCAGGUGAUCCGGCAGGAGUUGCAGCUGGCCGUGAGCAGGAAAACAGAGCUGGAGGAGUAUCAAAGGACAAAUCAGACUUGCCCAGAAGCAGGUUCGCCACUGCCUUUGCAAGAUUAUAUCCCUUUGCUGUCCACAUGCAUCUACAAUGACGUUAGACGCUGUAGAGACUCUCCCAUAAUGCUCUGCACACCUCCCUGAACCUCUGCACGGUACAGGUGUACCUCAGCUCACAUAACAGCCACGCCCCUUCCUGAUGUUGCACACAGACAUUUUUAUAACACAAUCGUCGCAUUCUGAACGAACUUGAGAAGCUGACUAUCUUAAAGGAACCCAGAGGUGAAUUCUUUUGUAAAGAACCCUUUUGUAAUGCAAUUAAUUAUCCCUUAAUGUAUCUGUUUUGUAAGUCUGGGUUUUUGUAUAUCGGGUUUAUCUUAAGCAAGCUUCUCUCUAACGGAGGCAUUCUGAGCAGCUGUGAUGAUGCAUCAGACAGCCCUUCCCACCCACAGAGUAGAGGUCGAGUACAUGGCUCCUCAGGCAUUCUGGGAGGAACUACUUGACCAAAACUAUGGCCAGGAUGCAGCAAGGAACAGCGGGAGCUGGAAUCAGGCUGACUACUGAAUUGCUUGAAAUGCCUCUAUGUUCUGGACAAAUGAAAAAAACAAAAACAAAAAAAAAAGACCAUCACUCUUGUGGUGAAACGUAGCAGUCUUCAUGUUUAAGUCGUAACGGUGAUUUUUUUUCCCCCUCGGUAGUAGUUGAACAGUGUUUUGCAAUUUGUGAAACAGUGUGUUGUGUUUUGUGGAAAGAUUACAUGAAAUGGUAGGUCCUUUGAAAACCCUCUAUUCUCCACUUCUGUUCUCUCAGCUCCCUCUCAGGCUCACAAAACACACAAAGAUCAGAAGUCUUCAGGUGAGGGUGUCAUGUUAGUAUCUUAGUGAAAAAGAAAAGGGAACGGGAUGCUACCUUGCCUCUUCUUGUGGGGACCCACUUCCUGAGAUCAGAAAGGCCUUCACUUUUCCAAGCCCUAAUGCUAGAGAGCAUGACAGAGCUAACAGAUCUGUUUAAAUACUAGCCGAGGUCCCGGUGAAUAGAUGCGUGGAAGCAGAGGAGCAAGAAUGUCCCUCUGACCAUUACUGACAGGCCCUAAGAAUAACAGGGACAUCCCAGUGAGUCAGCCACAGGAACCCACUGGCUUGAGGUCUCUUAACGUGCCUGGAGUUGACUCUCCAUUAUUCAUAGAUCGUUUUGCCGCUGCACAAAGUCUAAACAAGGAGCUGCUGCUACCACGCCAACCAGAGAAGCAGUAGGUGGAGAAAGCGCCAAGUAGAAUAGCCCCAUUCCCAUCUGGGCAGUAGACGUCUCAGUGCUGGUGCUGGGUUAGUCAGCACCUUGGAAUUAGUAAGCAUUUCCUUGUGUGGAUAAAGGAGGAGGAGAUCAGUGGCUACUUUGGGGCCUCUUCCUCCCAGCUCAUAAUUCUGAUAGGCGGUCUAGGAAACCGUGACCAGUCUGCGGAAACAAUUGCUUUCAAGUCAUCCAAACCCCCUCACUCUCUGCAGUGUUCAAUUAUUCCUUUCUCCAACCACCCACACCAGACAACUAAACCAGGAUUCCUUUUUUUAAAAAAAAAUAUAUAUAUGUACACAUACAUAUAUAU
This is a messenger RNA of Erinaceus europaeus (western European hedgehog), 5012 nucleotides long. It is a transcript of the gene GRIN3A, whose product is annotated as glutamate ionotropic receptor NMDA type subunit 3A. Gene Ontology annotation, molecular function: transmitter-gated monoatomic ion channel activity involved in regulation of postsynaptic membrane potential; NMDA glutamate receptor activity. The transcript has 10 exons. Lineage: Eukaryota; Metazoa; Chordata; Mammalia; Eulipotyphla; Erinaceidae. The coding region runs from base 122 to 3556 and encodes 1144 amino acids. Gene Ontology annotation, cellular component: plasma membrane; postsynaptic membrane. Gene Ontology annotation, biological process: modulation of chemical synaptic transmission; monoatomic ion transport; synaptic transmission, glutamatergic. The record is from RefSeq and is a predicted model, not a curated record.